CGUAACAUGAUCUGAUUGUUUAGUUGAUCAGAAAAUGGCGGCCGUGGAAGUGAAGAAGAGAGAAUACAACGUACUUGCCGGGGAAACGCACAGAGUGGAGGGUAGGUCAGGAGGCAUCGUAACAACGCAGCCGUCCGCCCAGUCUGGAAUAGAGAGCUAUGUGCUUGAUUUGGAUGCACAACAAGUCGCAACUUGGACUCCGGAAGAUGUGAUCAAUAACUUUGUUGAAAAAGUUGGUCUUGGAUACUUGAAUGAAGCCUUUCUUGCAAACAAAAUUACAGGAAGAGCUCUGAUGUUACUCAAUGAGGGACAUUUGAAGGAAAUGGGUGUUCAUGCCAUUGGUGACAGAGUAUAUUUGUUAGAUAUGAUUGGUUUGCUGAAGAAAAAGAAGAAAGAGCUUGAAUCAACAGCAACAUUAUGGAGUGGUGAGACUCCUGCUCCAGGCAUGGCCUAUAGCAAAGGUCUCUGUCACUGUCUUGGAAAAACACUCUGCCCAUGUUGUGUUGCACGUACCUACUGGAAGGUUACAGCUCAAGGUGUCUUCUACAGAGAGGUCCCAGUGCUCAGAAGGCAUUUUGGUACAGUUUCCACCGAGUACAUGGACUACAGGUUCUUUAAGGACCUUGAGCUUAAAGAAAGCUUUUUCUGCUGCUGUUUCUGCAAAAGACAUGCUCUUGAAAUGUAUGUUGAAGACAAAGAUGCAAAAGCCUCAGAGCGUGAUGGUGGUGCCAGUGGUUUUCCUGUCCCACACAUCUUGUUGCACCCAGAUGCAGCUAAAGUGGAACAGAUUGUACGCAAUGCUUGGACACAAGCAAGACUUGUUGCUGAUUAAGCACUUUGAGACAAUUGUCUUCUUUAUUUACAUAAAUCAAUGAAUUCCGCUUGCUUUAAAUGGUGGACUGUAUGAAAAAUCUCAAGCAUUACUCUAAAACUUGUAAGCUUUAUAGGUGAAACCAUUUACAAUUUAUAAUUUGUGCUAAGAGGGUAUUUCUAUGAUAAUUUCAUGGGUUAGAUGUAGGACAAAUUUUCAGACUUGAUAACAAAGAGUGUGUUAUCAGAGGCAUUUCUGAAAUGGAUGUUAUUUAAUUUUUGGCAUUUGCUACAUUGUAUUUUUAAUUUUGGUAUGUAUUAUUUCUUUGUGAAAUUUGUGGAAAUUGAAAAUCAAUUAAUUUUGUUGCAAGA
Molecule: messenger RNA, 1182 nt
Organism: Rhopilema esculentum
Lineage: Eukaryota; Metazoa; Cnidaria; Scyphozoa; Rhizostomeae; Rhizostomatidae
Molecular function (GO): protein binding
Source: RefSeq, a predicted model, not a curated record